AUGGAAUUCCUGAAAAAAAUUGUUCCCACGGUGGUCUCUGGAGACGUGGUGCUGGAUGUUGGGGGCACCACCCGCGAGAGCUCCCCGAGGCUGCUGAGGAUGAGACGCGUCCGGCUGUUCUCCUUGGGACAGACCAUAGACGAAGACGAGGAGACGCACGUUCUACAGCCCGCUCGCACCUCCACGCCGCCCAGCAGAGUAAAUAAGCACAGAGUUUCUCCAAGUGUCGUUUCCACCUGGGAGAAGAGAGGCAUCAUCAUGUCUAACAUUACUAUCGAUCCAGAUGUCAAACCUGGCGAGUAUGUCAUCAAAAGCCUCUUUGCUGAAUUUGCUGUUCAAGCUGAAAAGAAAAUUGAAGUCGUAAUGGCUGAACCUUUGGAAAAGCUCUUGUCCAGAUCUCUUCAAAGAGGUGAAGAUCUUCAGUUUGAUCAGUUGAUAAGCUCUAUGAGCUCCGUAGCAGAGCACUGUCUCCCCUCCUUAUUACGCACCUUGUUUGACUGGUACAGGCGUCAAAAUGGAACAGAAGAUGAAUCUUAUGAAUACAGACCUCGGUCUAGCACAAAAUCGAAGGGGGAUGACCAGCAACGUGAAAGAGAUUAUCUACUUGAAAGGAGGGACUUAGCUGUAGAUUUCAUUUUUUGUUUAGUUUUAAUAGAGGUUCUAAAACAGAUCCCUGUUCAUCCAGUGCCAGAUCCUUUAGUACAUGAAGUUCUAAACUUGGCUUUUAAGCACUUUAAACACAAGGAAGGGUAUUCAGGAACCAACACUGGGAAUGUGCAUAUUAUUGCAGACUUAUAUGCAGAAGUGACAGGGGUUCUUGCUCAGUCCAAGUUUCAGGCUGUCAGGAAGAAGUUUGUCACUGAAUUAAAGGAACUGCGACAGAAAGAACAGAGUCCUCAUGUAGUACAAAGUAUCAUCAGUUUGAUUAUGGGAAUGAAGUUUUUUCGGGUGAAGAUGUAUCCCGUGGAGGAUUUUGAAGCAUCAUUUCAGUUCAUGCAGGAAUGUGCUCAGUACUUCCUGGAAGUAAAAGAUAAAGAUAUAAAACAUGCACUCGCUGGUUUGUUUGUGGAAAUUCUCAUCCCUGUGGCUGCUGCUGUUAAAAACGAAGUGAAUGUGCCAUGUUUGAAAAAUUUUGUGGAGAUGCUGUAUCAGACCACCUUUGAACUGAGCUCAAGAAAGAAGCACUCGCUGGCUUUGUACCCGUUGAUCACCUGCCUGUUGUGUGUCAGUCAGAAACAGUUUUUUUUAAAUAACUGGCACGUUUUCCUGCAGAACUGCUUGUCACAUCUAAAGAUGCCAUCUAACAACAGUAUCAGAAAACAAAUAGAAACGCUGCAGAAUAAAGAUCCCAAAAUGUCCCGAGUUGCACUGGAAUCUUUGUAUAGGUUGUUGUGGGUUUAUGUUAUUAGAAUAAAAUGUGAAAGCAACACUGUAACUCAAAGCCGUCUCAUGAGCAUCGUAUCAGCACUUUUUCCAAAAGGAUCGCGUAGUGUGGUCCCACGAGACACGCCUCUGAAUAUAUUUGUGAAGAUUAUUCAGUUCAUUGCUCAGGAACGUUUGGAUUUUGCAAUGAAAGAAAUAAUAUUUGAUCUUCUUAGUGUUGGAAAAUCACCGAAAACCUUCACUAUUAAUCCGGAGAGGAUGAAUAUUGGCCUCAGAGUCUUCCUUGUCAUAGCAGAUAGCUUGCAGCAGAAGGACGGCGAGCCGCCGAUGCCGACGACAGGAGUUGUUCUUCCCUCGGGAAACACUCUGCGCGUGAAGAAGAUCUUCCUUAAUAAAACCCUGACAGACGAGGAAGCAAAGGUUAUAGGAAUGUCCAUCUACUACCCUCAAGUCAGAAAAGCGCUGGAUAGCAUUCUUAGGCAUUUGGACAAAGAAGUUGGAAGGCCCAUGUGCAUGACCAGCGUCCAGAUGUCCAACAAAGAGCCCGAAGACAUGAUCACGGGCGAGAGGAAACCGAAGAUAGAUCUGUUCAGGACCUGUAUUGCUGCUAUCCCGAGGCUGAUCCCAGACGGCAUGAGCAGGACUGACCUCAUUGAGCUGCUGGCGAGGCUGACAAUUCACAUGGACGAAGAACUUCGUGCCUUGGCUUUCAAUACUCUCCAGGCAUUAAUGCUUGAUUUUCCAGAUUGGCGGGAAGAUGUUCUUUCAGGAUUUGUAUAUUUUAUUGUGCGCGAAGUGACUGAUGUCCACCCAACGCUUCUUGACAAUGCAGUAAAAAUGUUAGUGCAGCUCAUAAAUCAGUGGAAGCAAGCAGCCCAAAUGCACCAUAAAAACCAAGAUUCUCAGCGUGGUGCAGCCAACGGGGCUGCCCAUACCCUGCCUCUGGAGAGGGCUCUCUACUCCAGCGUGUUUCACGUGGUGGAAGGCUUUGCCUUGGUCAUCCUUUGCAGCACGCGGCCUGCCACCAGGCGAUUAGCUGUCAGCGUUCUCAGAGAGAUCAGGGCCUUGUUCACACUUCUGGAGAUUUCUAAGAGUGACGAUGAGCUGGCGAUAGAUGUAAUGGACAGGCUAAGUGCUACUAUCCUGGAGAGCUUCAUACAUCUCACUGGGGCUGACCAGACUACUUUACUGUACUGCCCCAGUUCAAUAGAUUUACAGACUCUGGCUGACUGGAAUUCCUCCCCCAUCAGCCACCAGUUUGAUGUGGUCAGUCCAUCACAUAUUUGGAUAUUUGCACACGUGACUCAAGGCCAAGAUCCCUGGAUUAUAAGCCUCUCGAGUUUUAUGAAGCAGGAAAAUCUCCCCAAACACUGCCCAACAGCCGUAAGCUACGCUUGGACGUUUGCUUAUACCAGACUCCAGCUGCUGUCUCCACAAGUGGAUAUAAACAGCCCUAUCAAUGCAAAGAAAGUGAAUACUACUACAAGCAGCGACUCCUACAUUGGGCUCUGGAGAAACUACCUGAUUCUUUGCUGCAGUGCAGCAUCUUCUUCAACCUCCUCCACCUCCACGGGCUCUGUGAGAUGUUCCCCUCCCGAGACGCUGGCGUCGACUCCGGACAGUGGUUAUAGCAUUGAUUCGAGAGUUAUUGGCAUUCCAUCCCCCUCCUCCCUCUUUAAGCAGAUCGUUCCAAUGAUGCGCUCCGAGAGCCUGGAAAUUACAGAAUCCCUUGUGCUGGGACUUGGCAGGACCAACCCAGGAGCUUUUAGGGAACUAAUAGAAGAACUACAUCCUAUAAUUAAGGAAGCACUUGAAAGAAGGCCAGAGAACAUGAAACGGCGCAGGCGUCGAGAUAUUUUACGAGUACAACUAGUACGAAUAUUUGAGCUGUUGGCAGAUGCUGGUGUCAUUAGUCACAGUGCAAGUGGUGGCCUUGAUAAUGAAACACAUUCCCUCAACAACACUUUGCUGGAGUAUGUCGAUCUAACGCGACAGCUCCUGGAAGCAGAGAACGAAAAGGAUUCCGAUACCUUGAAAGAUAUCCGAUGCCAUUUCAGUGCCUUAGUGGCAAACAUCAUUCAGAAUGUUCCAGUGCACCAGAGGAGAAGCGUCUUUCCGCAGCAGAGCCUGCGCCACAGUCUGUUCAUGCUCUUCAGUCACUGGGCAGGGCCCUUCAGCAUCAUGUUUACGCCCCUGGACAGAUACAGUGACAGGAACAUGCGAAUAAACAGGCACCAGUACUGUGCAUUAAAGGCUAUGUCUGCUGUACUGUGUUGUGGCCCUGUUGCAGAUAACGUCGGGCUCUCGUCUGAUGGCUAUUUAUACAAGUGGCUGGAUAAUAUCUUGGAUUCACAAGACAAAAAGGUUCACCAGCUAGGCUGCGAGGCGGUCAUGCUGCUCUUGGAGCUCAACCCUGACCAGAGUAACCUCAUGUACUGGGCCGUAGACCGGUGUUACACAGGUUCCAAGCGGGUGGCAGCUGGCUGUUUUAAAGCCAUAGCCAGCGUGUUCCAGAACAGGGAUUACCAGUGUGAUACAGUGACCCUCCUGAAUCUGAUACUAUUUAAAGCAGCUGAUUCUACUAGGGCUAUCUAUGAAGUUGCUAUGCAACUAUUACAGAUCUUGGAACCAAAGAUGUUCCGUUACGCUCACAAACUGGAAGUUCAGCGGACAGAUGGGGUUUUGGGACAGCCUUCUCCUCUACCACAUCUGUAUUCCGUGUCCUAUUAUCAGCUGUCAGAAGAACUAGCAAGGACUUACCCGGAGCUGACGCUUGCUAUCUUCUCAGAGGUCAGCCAGAGAAUCCAGACGGCUCACCCGGCUGGGAGGCAGGUGAUGCUGCACUACCUGCUGCCGUGGAUGAACAACAUUGAGCUGGUGGACUUGAAGCCUUUGCCAACCAUUCGUCGGCCGGACGAAGAGGAGGAAGAGUCUUUGAAAGACAGAGAAAUGAUGGUGAACAGUAGACGAUGGCUGCGAGGGGAAGGCUGGGGAUCGCCGCAGGCUACAGCUAUGGUUCUGAACAACCUGAUGUAUAUGACUGCAAAGUAUGGUGAUGAAGUGGCUUGGUCGGAGAUAGAAAAUGUCUGGACUACUUUGGCAGACAGCUGGCCGAAGAAUCUGAAAAUCAUUUUGCACUUCUUGAUCAGCAUCUGCGGAGUGAACAGUGAGCCCAGCCUGCUGCCAUAC
Molecule: messenger RNA, 4572 nt
Organism: Opisthocomus hoazin
Lineage: Eukaryota; Metazoa; Chordata; Aves; Opisthocomiformes; Opisthocomidae
Source: RefSeq, a predicted model, not a curated record